GCGAGCCUCCCUACUAUGGUGGGAAUGCCUGCGCCGAGGAACAAGACUUCGAGCCGCACGGGCCCAUCUGGGACACCAUCUCGGCAGAUGCACGGUCCUUGGUGACCUCGCUGACGAAGUGGGAGCCAUCUCACCGCCCCAGCGCCGAGGAGGUCUUGGGCCAUCCCUGGCUAAGGAAAUUCGACGAACAGCCCAGCAUCAUGAGCUCCAAGACUCAGGUUCUCAAGAAUCUGCGUCGCUUCAGCAAUACAUCUACCUUCCUCUCGCUUUGCGCCGCAUCUGUGGCACAGCAGCUUUCCCGACGUGGGCUCAAGGAGCUCGAGCAGGUCUUCAAAGAGCUGGAUGCAAACGGCGAUGGCAUACUGGAACUGGACGAGGUUCGUGCUGGCUUUCAGAAGAUUUUGGGCCGAGGCAGCGCGACGCUGGAAGAGAUCGAGGAGAUGUUCUCUCGUUUGGACAUUGAUGGCUCUGGAGCCAUCGACUACACAGAGUUCCUGGCAGCUGGCCUUGGGAAUCGUGUCAACAGCGAAGUAGAGGCCCUCUGGGCCGCCUUCAAGGCAUUUGACGUUCACGAGUCGGACGGCAACAUCACAGAGGCAGAGAUUGCCCAUGUGCUGUACGAAGCAGGUGCUGGUCGUGUGUGGUCGGCAGACAAGUGCCAGGAGCUUGCACGAGAAGUCGUGCAGCAGUUUGACAGAGAUGGAAAUGGCUCGCUGGAUUUUGAUGAGUGGCUGGAGAUGAUGAAGCGGUGCAGUGGUGAUGAGUCUCCCGACGCAAGCAGGCUUUCCGCUGAUGGCAGUGAGCGGUGCGUGUCUUUGUAG
Molecule: messenger RNA, 821 nt
Organism: Symbiodinium pilosum
Lineage: Eukaryota; Dinophyceae; Suessiales; Symbiodiniaceae
Source: the annotation of a GenBank genome assembly